Molecule: messenger RNA, 642 nt
Organism: Gaeumannomyces tritici R3-111a-1
Lineage: Eukaryota; Fungi; Ascomycota; Sordariomycetes; Magnaporthales; Magnaporthaceae
Exons: 4
Coding region: 1-642 (213 amino acids)
Source: RefSeq, a predicted model, not a curated record
AUGGGAGGCCGCCGGCGUUUGGCUGUAGCGUGUGACGUUGUCGAGAGGAUGGAGGCAGUUCGCACAGGAGACGACUGGCACUCGUUGCGGCGACCAAUCCCGGUCGACCCGACUUCGCAGCCAGCAGUCCACAGCACCAGCUCGCUGUUGGGCCUUGGCGUCGGGGCUCUGGUGUCGGGGCUCUGGCUUGUGCGGGCCCGCGGCCGGCGUCUGUUGGAAUCUGCUGGAGGGGAACGAAGCGGCGAAUUGGGAAUGCGGCCUGGAUGCACGAAGCAGAAGCCACCCUCCUCUCGAAAGCCGCACGUGUGCGGUCAACGUGCGGUCACCUGGAAACUCCAGUCGAGGGGCCAGAGGGCGGCUCGUUCGUCCGUCGUUUUUGGUUCGUGGGGAGAUAGGGAUAAACUUCUUGGCAGCGCGUGGCGGGGGAUUUGCGCUUGGGUGGCAGGAACGGGGAUUUGCUUCGUUGCGGCGCUCCAGAAAGAUCUAGGCCCUGGCCAAUACCGCAGGCCUCUGGAUUUAAGACAAUUGGUGCCCGACAGCCAGGGGACUUGGGUUCCCGCCAUUUGGGUCAAGCAGCUGUGGAUGCACGUGAUCAAAGCCCGCCCUGCAACAGAUCACAUGCCCAGCUGGUCCAUGUUGUGA